Messenger RNA from Serinus canaria (Common canary), 633 nucleotides. Its product is annotated as basic proline-rich protein-like. The coding region runs from base 1 to 633 and encodes 210 amino acids. The transcript has a single exon. NCBI's taxonomy places the organism in Eukaryota, Metazoa, Chordata, Aves, Passeriformes, Fringillidae. The record is from RefSeq and is a predicted model, not a curated record.
AUGGUCCUGCCGGGCUCCGGCCGGGAUGGAGCGGGAUCGCCGAGCCCCGGGGGCGGAGAGAGCGGUGCUGAGCGGGACCGGGGCCGACCGGGGCUGCUGCUCGGAUCGGGGCUGCUGCUCGGAUCGCUGCUGCUGCCGAUGCUGCCGGUGCCGAGGCUGCUGCUCGGGGCUGCUGCUGCUGCUGCCGCCGCUGCCGGGCUCAGAUUGCAUCAGCGGGGGAGGGCGGCGCGCUCGGCGGGCGCUCGGGGAGCUCAGCGAGCAGCCGGGGCCGCCCCGCCCCGCCACUCCCCGGCAGCCACACCGCCGCUCGGCAUCCCCCCCGAGGCCCCGGCAACCACACCGCCCCCCGGCAUCCCCCCCGAGCCCCCGGCACCCACACCGCCCCCCGGCAGCCACACCGCCCCCCGGCAGCCACACCGCCCCCCGGCAUCCCCCCCGAGGCCCCCGGCACCCACACCGCCCCUCGGCAUCCCCCCCCCGAGCCCCCCGGCACCCACACCGCCCCCGGCAUCCCCCCCCGAGCCCCCGGCAACCACACCGCCCCCCGGCAUCCCCCCCGAGCCCCCCGGCACCCACACCGCCCCCCGGCAUCCCCCCCGAGCCCCCGCUGCAGCCGGGGCACCCCCGCCCUAA